Messenger RNA from Mercurialis annua (annual mercury), 708 nucleotides. Its product is annotated as cyclin-dependent protein kinase inhibitor SMR2. The transcript has 2 exons. The record is from RefSeq and is a predicted model, not a curated record. NCBI's taxonomy places the organism in Eukaryota, Viridiplantae, Streptophyta, Magnoliopsida, Malpighiales, Euphorbiaceae. Gene Ontology annotation, biological process: regulation of DNA endoreduplication. The coding region runs from base 133 to 462 and encodes 109 amino acids.
CUAUAUAAUAAAAUUUCCAAAUUAAAUAUAAGAACGAAAAUACUCUCUUACAAGGAGAAUACCAAAAUUGUCAAAACUCUCUCUCUCUCACUAAAACUUCUUCCUUCACAAGUUUCCAUAUAUUCCUAUUCCAUGUCUAAAGAUCAUCAUCAUCAACUUAACCCACAAAUUCUACCUAAACUUCAAGAAUUUGCAUCACAACACCACGAAGAAAAUCAAGAAGAUGGUGAUGAUCAUCAUCAAGAACAAGAACAAAAACAAGAUCAUAAUCAAGAAAAACAACAACAAGAAGAAGAAGAGUGCAAAACACCAACUUCAAGUGAUCAUAAGAUACCAAAAGUUCAAAGUUGCCCACCAACACCAAAAAAGAAAAAACCUCAAAAAUCAUUAUUGCAUAAAAGAAAAUUUCCUGAGUUUGAGUUCUUUGAAGCUACUAAUAAAGAAGAGGUCUAUUGUAAAUGAUGACAAUCCUAAUAUAUUUAUGAUGGUAAUGGAGAAAAGGACGGUUUCAUACCUAUAGAAUCAAGACAGGAUUCUUUAAGUGGUUUUAUUUUUCUUUUCUCUUUUCUUCUCAAUAGUUCCUUUACAAAAUGUGCAAGUUCUCUUAUGGUAGUACAAUAUUCUUUUUAUGUUUCUUUCCCCUUUCUAUUUAUAUCGAUUUAUUUGUUUUGUCCUUCUUUAUAUAUGUAGUGCAAUAAAGAGAGAAAG